Messenger RNA from Candoia aspera, 966 nucleotides. It is a transcript of the gene FNDC11, whose product is annotated as fibronectin type III domain containing 11. The transcript has 2 exons. Gene Ontology annotation, molecular function: protein binding. The coding region runs from base 1 to 966 and encodes 321 amino acids. NCBI's taxonomy places the organism in Eukaryota, Metazoa, Chordata, Lepidosauria, Squamata, Candoiidae. The record is from RefSeq and is a predicted model, not a curated record.
AUGCUAAGCCACAGCCCAGGCAUGAUGAACAUUGGAACGAUGGACGUCUAUUUGAACAAGUUAGGGGCCAACCUCCAGACCGUGGUGUACCACGACGAAGAGCAGGGGAACGAAGCUUGGAGCACCUACUUGGAGAGGAAGAACGUCGUGCUGGAAUUCCUGCACACCGACCUGAGCCUGCACCUGCUCCGACGCCAUCACAAGAGGAUCGGGCUUUUGAAGAAGUGCUCGUUCUACCUUGAAAUCCUGCCCAAGCACUUGGCCCUGGGGGAUCAGAACCACCUGAUGCUUCCCACCACCAUGUUCCAACUGAUUGACCCCUGGAGGUUCCAGAGGAUGAAGAGAGUGGGCACCGUCCAAACCAAAAUCCAGCUGCUGCUCCUGUCUGACCUGCUAGAAGGAUUAGAGAGAGGUCGGGAGGAGCUGGUCCACCUUUUGGAGACCUACGACAUGAUGACCUUCCUCUCCCGGUGGGACAUGGUCAAGCAGAGGCUGUCCAAACUUUCUGAACAGAUGGAUUCUUUCCUUUCUAUGCUGGUGCCCGGAAGGUUGUACGUCAAGCACCGGCUGGUAUCAGAUGUUGGGAUCACCAAAAUCCCGCACAUUAGACUUGUCCUUAGCACCAAAAUGCCAGUGAUGUUCGAUCGAAGGGAGUCAGUGGCCCACGAGGACUGGGUGAGCCUCAAGUGGUUGGUCACGAGCCAGCAGUCCCUUCUCGAACAAUAUGAACUCCAGUUUAAGCUGCUGGAGCCCAGAACUCCCCAAGAGCGAGUCCACUGUGGAAUCAUGCCAGUCACCUCCAACACGUGUGAAAUCCACAACCUGUUGUCCGACCGUUUGUACAGGUUCACCAUCAAAAGAGCGGAAACGUACACCCUCGUCUACGAACAAUGGCAUGAUUCCAUACUGCUUAAGACUAAGCCAUACCUUGACGAAGAAAUGGGGGGUAUCACCUCACCACCCUGA